Messenger RNA from Mytilus californianus (California mussel), 5149 nucleotides. Its product is annotated as fibropellin-1-like. The transcript is spliced from 12 exons. Gene Ontology annotation, biological process: cell communication. Lineage: Eukaryota; Metazoa; Mollusca; Bivalvia; Mytilida; Mytilidae. The record is from RefSeq and is a predicted model, not a curated record. Gene Ontology annotation, cellular component: membrane. Gene Ontology annotation, molecular function: calcium ion binding. Bases 194 to 3250 code for a protein of 1018 amino acids.
CACGAAUAAACAAAAGCGAAGUUGUCAUCCGAUCAAAAACAUGAUAAUCUAGUACGGCCUUCCACUUAAUAUGGAGUACAUGCGGAAUUUUUAAAAUUGGAUGACAGGAAAUAGCGUACACUUAAAUAAAUAUGAUUGUUAAGAGACAAUUGUGAAUGAGCAUUUCUGACCUCAAUUUAACAGUUUCAUCAACAUGGAAUGGAUGUAUUUGUUUUUAAUUUUGUGUUUAUUUAUGGUGGAGAUCGAGUGUGGAGGCAAGCUAUGGCUCAAAUUGGUUAAUUUCAGUAACAGUCGAGGAAAAGGAGCUAACAAUCAUUAUUGUGACGGGAAGUUCUUCAUAAGAGGCUCUGAUUGCGACCACAGAUUUAUUAUAUGUCUAGAUACUAUAAAUGGACCACAAAACACAAACGUGUGUGGCUAUGGGCGUUGGAGUACAGCUACCACAUUUAACAAAAAUUCUUUCACAUUUGGAAGUAGGAUCGGCUCCUCUCCAAAUCCAAAGACAUUCUCAUUUAAUAGAUGGAGUGGAUCUUGUAAGUUAAAGAUAGAUAUAUAUGACGACGACGAUAACCGAGAUGAUUAUGUAGAUUAUAUGGCUAAAUACUACUUUAAAUAUAACCCAGAUUAUAAUGAAACAACGGCAAUAGUAACCACUUUGAGUCUUUCACACAGGGUUAGAAUGACGGUUCAGAUAAAGGUGUAUUGCGAUCCUGAUUAUUAUGGCAGAGGAUGUGACAUAUAUUGUAAACAAUCUGAGAAAUAUACAUGUAACAAGAUAAACGGCGCCAAAAUAUGUACCACAGAUUGGACUGGAUCAGACUGUGAUGUAAAGAAAGAUGCAUGUGUGAGCGGACCCUGCCAAAACGAGGCUACAUGUCACAACAGCAUGGGAACCUAUCUUUGUGUUUGUAAAGAAGGUUAUACAGGUCUAAAAUGCGAGAAUGAGAUAGACGAGUGUGCCAGCUUUCCUUGUAAGAACAACGGGACAUGCGUAGACCUUAUAAACAACUACACAUGCACGUGUCCAUAUGGUUACAGUGGCGAAGAUUGUGACUCGUUAACUGACUUAUGUAAGAAAAAUCCUUGUUUGAGUAACAGCACAUGCAUGAUGGACCCUAACGACGUUAAGUUCCAUUGCGAGUGUGGUAAGGGUUGGAGUGGUCAUCUAUGUGGGACUGAUGUAAAUGAAUGUGAAAGUAAUAAGUGCCAACAUAAAUCAACGUGCGAAAACACGAUCGGUAGUUUUCGAUGCCACUGUACGGAUGGCUGGACUGGAGCUGAAUGUGAAGAAGAUGUUGAUGAAUGUGUAAAUGUCAACUGUUAUGGAAACUCAACGUGUCAAAAUACAAAUGGGUCAUUUUAUUGCUCAUGUGAAGCGGGUUUCUCAGGACAGCUCUGCGAAGUCGAUGUCGACGAAUGCAACAGUUCACCAUGUUUGAACGGUGCUAUUUGUCAAGAUAGAAUAAAUGGGUUCGUUUGUGAAUGUGCGAAAGGUUACACUGGAUUGAAAUGCCAAAAGGAGAUCGACGAGUGCAAAGGUAAUCCUUGUCUUCAUAACGGCUCUUGUUAUGAUUUAGUUGGUGCAUUUAUGUGUUUCUGUACUGGGAGUUGGACUGGUCACAUAUGUAAUGUUGACAUAAAUGAAUGUGAUAGCAGCCCUUGUCGUAAUGGCGGGAUGUGUGUUAACACAAAUGGUAGCUAUUAUUGUCAGUGUUCUGAUGCGUGGAAUGGCUCAUUUUGUCAAUCUGACGUUAAUGAAUGCGAAGCCGAUGCUUGUAAAAAUAGAGGGGUAUGUAAGAACACUGAUGGUGGGUUUCUGUGCACAUGCGCUGAUGGAUUUUCUGGAUCCAAAUGUGAAAUUGACAUCAAUGAAUGCGCAAGUUUUCCAUGUUUACACGGGGGCGUUUGUGAAGAUAAAAUUAAUGGGUUUGAAUGCGAAUGUAAAUGGGGAUAUACUGGAAAGCUUUGCAAUAAAGAGAUAGACGAAUGUUUAGGAAAUCCUUGUCUUAAUAACGGCUCUUGUUAUGAUUUAGUCGGUGCAUUUAUGUGCUAUUGUACAGAGGGUUAUUCAGGUAACGUAUGUGAUCUUGAUAUCAAUGAAUGUCACAGUAGUCCUUGUCGUAAUGGUGGAAUUUGUGUUAACACAAAUGGAAGCUUUUAUUGCCAGUGUCCAGAUGCCUGGAAUGGAUUAUUUUGUCAAUAUGACGUCAAUGAAUGCGAUGACGGCAUUUGUAAAAAUGGAGGGGUAUGUAAGAAUAAAGAUGGUGGAUAUAGCUGCAUGUGUGCUGAUGGGUUUUAUGGAACAACAUGUGGCGAAGAUAUCAAUGAAUGCAUUCAGGAUCCAUGUGCAAAUGGGUCUACAUGCUUGAACGUUAUUGGGAGUUUCCAGUGCCAAUGUUUGCAUGGCUUUACGGGAAGAGAUUGUUCCGAAAAUAUAAAUGAAUGUUCUUCACAACCAUGCCAUGGAAAUGCAACAUGCAUUGAUGAAUUAGGACAAUUCAAAUGCGUUUGUCCUCAAUACUAUGAGGGACCAAUAUGCGCAGAUGCAAUCGAACCUUGUAAAAACAUAACUUGUUCAAACAACGGACUUUGCGUUGCAUCUAAUAAUUCAGGUUUAUGUCAUUGUCAUACAGGUUUUAGAGGAAAACAUUGUGAACAACAAAUAUUACCGUUUCAAAUUGAAGACAGCGGGCUAGUAUGUAACGGUGUUAAUGAUCAAUUUGUGAUUUAUCUUGACCAAAAAGUUACACCGGCUGUUAGAAAGGAGAUUGUUUCAAGAGUAAAACAUCUUAUAAAUAAAUAUGCUGGAUAUGGCGUAGAUUCUUUGGAUAUAUAUGGAUCAGCAGAAUGGCUAAAGAACAAUGAAGGAGACAUGGUAUCCAAUGUUUCUUUAUCUUUAUCAAUCAACGGUACAAAAGUAUGCGGAGAAAACUUAGAAGAAUUAAGAAGCCUUAUGACAAAAGGUGAAAAUGAUUUUCCAUUUAAGUUGUACAAUGGAAGUAUUGCUGGCUUGAGACAACCAGAAGCCAUUGUCGAACGGCAAAAGAUGCCAAAGAAGGCAUGGUUUAAAGACAAUUGGUAUUUACUAAUGAUUGCAGUUGGAUUGGUAGUCUUGAUAGCUAUAGUACUUUUUGUUCUACUUAGAUAUAAUCGUAAAAAACAACGACAUUCCAGUAUUAAGAUUGUAUAUAUGAACAGUUCAUUUCAAAGGCAACAGUGCUACGAAGACACUACAAUCACAAGCCGUUAAUAAUGUCCGUAACCAGACUGCUUCAACGGAACAUUAAUCGACAUUCCGUCAGUAAGAUAAAAUAUUUCCAACUGACCAGAAACAAGUACCAGAACAGCCAAUCCUUUAGCUCUUGAACAUGAUAUUCAUCAUAGCGCAACCUAAAGAACAAGACAAUUACAGAAUUGUUGAGUUUUGACAAUUUUGACGAAGCUUUUCCUUUUUUUUUGUAAUCUAUUUAUUGGCAAAAAUGCAUGUAUCAAUAUGGUAUGUUAUAAUUACGAUAAUCAGUCUAUAGUUACAUCGGCAAAAUCAAGACAAAUACAUAAAGUUGGUUUGUUUUAAUUAUUUGACAAUCUUGUGGAUAAAUAAUAAUGGUAAAAAAACCCAGGCAGUCUGAAUUGUGAUGAUACUUGUAUAAUUAUUCUUUUAGUCGGAGCCAGAGGUUCCAGCAGGAGUACGUUCUUUGCAAUGCUUUAUUGUUUUAUAAAAACAGGAUUUUUUUUUUCAAUUAACAAAUUUUCGUUAAGACAAUUUUUAAAGUUACUAUAUUUACUUGUCCGCUUUGUAUUUUUGUUCUGUAUAUAUAAAAUUUUAACAAUAUAAUGAGGUUUCUUAUGUAGUUUUUUUUCAGUUUUUUCGAAGAUCCUAAAUUAAACUGUUUCUAAGUAAAGUGGUAGUUCAAUUUGCAUUUUUGUAUAUAUAUCCAUCCAUUAAGCUCUUCCUAUACGUCAAAUAAUUUUGAACAAGUCAAGAAAAUGUGUUCAAUUGAGUCAAUACAGAAAGUACAUUUAUUGUUUUGUAUAACUUUUAUUUUGUAGAGAAAUUCAUAUGUCCCCAAAAUUCUGUAAGUGAUACUGUAUUGGCCACUGUAAUUUUGAAUUCAAGUUAUGUAAAAUGGCAUUCUAAACACUUUAUUCCAGAUAAUAUUAUGUCUAUUUAGGAUUGAAGACCACUUUUUCUGUGAUGAGAUAUUUGUUGAUUUAUAUUUUAGAACAUUGUACAUAUUGAUCAUUUAGUACAUUUUAAAUAUUGUAAUAGUAUUUCGUAUAAUUGGCCCAUAAGGCUUAAAAAUCUGAUUACAUUUAAUAUCAAGACUUUUCAUUUUACAUUCUGGAAUAUAAGAAAGUUGGAACCAAUUGUAUUUGUUUUUCGAAAUUCUUGCCAGUUCAUUAAAUAAGAAUAAGUAAUAGUAUGCUAGCUAUUGAACGUGCUCGAUACAAUAAAACAGACUUAGAAAAUAAAAUAUGUCCCUCAUGUCAUAAAGAGUUGGAAGAUGAAUUCGAUUUUAUCAUAACAUGUACAUAACUGAAUAAACAUAGGAUCAAAAUGUUUAAUGAAAUUUCUAAUAUUGUUCCCUGUUUAAUUCAAUGAGUAAUGAAUACAAAUUUGUUUUUAUAUUAUCUUGCGAAGAAUGUGAUAUAUUAAUUAUCAUUGUUAGCAGUAUAAGUAAAAUGUAUAAUCGUUUUGUUAUUUAUAUGUUUUUCUAUAGUAACAAUCCUAUUGUUUGGAUUUUAAACAAGUACAAUUCUGAUUCUUAUUCUUAAAUGUUCAUCAUUGUUAAUCAAAUCAUUAAUUAACCAAGGCUAAUUUUACAGUCCAUUUUUUGCACAGAGGGCUUUGAUUACCAACCUUUUGUUUAUUAUUCCAAAUAUUAGAUGUGAUUAAAUUUUAUUCGUUCCUAACAGCUACUUUAGUUUGGAGUUCUCUCCAAUCCUUGUAAAAAACGAAGCUUUUCAGUGACUGUGUUACUCUUCCAUAUUACAUGUCCAUGUACAACGGUUUCAAUUGUAACUAUGCUCAUUUACAACCAUAACAAAAGUUAACACUCUAUAAAUAUUUUUGUAACAUUUUUUUUAGAAGAAUCUGAACAUUUUGUGUAAUUAUGAAUAUGUCCAUUUUUGAUUAUUAAAGAAAUAG